This is a messenger RNA of Cyphellophora attinorum, 1092 nucleotides long. Its product is annotated as NmrA-like family domain-containing protein 1. Bases 1 to 1092 code for a protein of 363 amino acids. Lineage: Eukaryota; Fungi; Ascomycota; Eurotiomycetes; Chaetothyriales; Cyphellophoraceae. The transcript has 2 exons. The record is from RefSeq and is a predicted model, not a curated record.
AUGACAACAGACAAGAUCAUCGCAGUGGUCGGCGCUACCGACCAACAGGGCGGCGCCGUGGCUCGGACUUUUGCUAAACUGCCUGGUUGGACGGUCCGCGGUCUCACUCGGAACGUCAACUCACAUGCCGCCAAGGCUUUGACCAAGUCAGGCAUUCACCCUAUUGCAGCAGAUCUAGACGACGUUGAGUCCCUGAAGCAAGCAUUCACAGGUGCCUCGGCUGUAUUUGGCGUCACAGACUUCUGGGGUUUCAAGGACAGACCAUCAACGGCAGCAUUGAUCACCGAGAAGGGCAUAGCCUGGCCCGAGGCGUUCUACCUGCAGGAAGUGCAACAAGGCAAGAACAUCGUAGAUGCUGCUGCUGCUCAAUUUGCGAAAGAAGGUGCUGGACUGGAACGACUCGUGUUGAGUACAAUGAGCAACGUCAAGAGAAGCAGCGGCGGAAAGUACGACUCCGUCUGGCAUUUCGACUCCAAAGCCCGCUUCGUGCAGUAUCUCGCCGAGAAGGCGAAAGAAGAGGAGGACGGGCGGGCGGACUCUGCGCUGGGGUAUGACUCGACUUACAGCCAGCUUAUAGGCAGAACCAGCUACGUGCAGAUGGGCUAUUACCUAGACAACCACAAGCUAAACCCUCUGGCUACACCGAGGAAGAACGACGACGGCCGCUACACGUUUAAUGUCAUCUCGAAUCCCGACCUAAAGACAGACCCCAAGCCGAUACCGUUCGUGCAUCCCACUACCGACCUAGGACCCUUCGUUGAAGCCUUGGUCCUCAAUGCUUCUCCAAGAACAAUUCUUCUCGGUACAUCUGAGCAGAUGCUGUUCGAGGACUAUAUCAAACUAUGGGCGAAGACACUCGGUGUCACUAGGACCCACAUCAACAAGCUGACCACAGCAGACCUAGUUCAGAUGCUAGGCAAGGAGAUGGGAGAAGAGAUGGGACAGAUGCUGUGCUACGCCGAGGAGUUUGGUUGGACUGGCGACGAAGGUGUGAGUUGUGUAUUACCGAAGGACAUCGGUGUUGAUGUAGACGCGCUUACCACGGUGAAGAAGUAUAUUCGCGAGGAGGAUUGGAGUGCUGUAGGACUAUAA